CAGCCCAGCUCUGGACCAAGCUGUGACGUCAUGCCUCAGCAAUCCCCUGCCCCACAGCCAAAAGUCCGGAGGCCCCACUCCACAGCAGCUGUGCGUGAGGUGCAGAUGGAGUGUUGUCCCCUGCAGGUGCACUAUCAGAUCACAGAGGAGCAUAAAAGCAGCAGGAGGCGUCCUAGUCCAUCCACCUGCGGAAGGAAGCCAUUCACUCAGAGGCCUGAGACACCUGGAGCAAUCUGACAUGGGGCUGCGGUCAGGCGUGUUCCUCGUGGGGCUGCUACUGCUGGGGCAAGGGACCACACAAAUCCAUUCCUCUCCUGGAAAGAACACAUUGGAAGGACAGCAAUGGCCCAAGUUGCAGACCCUGAAGAAUUUGCCAAUCUCGUGCAACCCAAAGAAGUCAGGAUCAAACGUGACUUCUAAAUCAGUCCACUCUCUGAGGCCUUCAGACAUUAAACUGGUGGCAGCCAUUGGCAACCUGGAAAUUCCUCCGGACUCUAGGAUGGUGGACCUGGAGAUACAUGAGAGGACUGAGGAAAGGCCACAGGAGACGUGCAUGGGAGUGAUGACAGUUCUUGCAGACAUCAUCAGACAUUUCAGUCCUUCUGUUCUGACGCCCAUGUGUCCUCCUAGAAAGAACAUUGUCCUCCAAGAUGGUGCCGAAGACCUGUGGACUCAGGCUAAGGAACUGGUGAGACGCUUAAAAGAGAACCCGAAACUUAACUUUCAACAUGACUGGAAACUCAUCAAUGUGUUCUUCAGAAAUACAAGCCAGUGUUACCUGUGUCCCUUUGCUCAACAGGAAAGGCAGCUGACGAGCAGCAUGAACAAGCUGGCUGGGAUGCUGGACUACCUGCGCCAGAAGGUCCCCAGAGCAUUUGUGAACCUGGUGGAUCUCUCCGAGGUUACAGUCAGGUCACACUGGCAUCAGGGGACUCAGCUCAGCAGCCCUGGACCAGAGCCCUGCAGUUGCUCAGGGGAGACAUCGAGGCUGGCCAAGGCUAUAAUGAAGUGGUCCUAUCAGGAAGUCUGGGAAAGCCUCCUGGCCUCCAGCAGGUUCAACAGGCAGGAGUCCUUUGCCGUGGUGUUCCAGCCCUUCUUCUACGAGAUGUCGCCCUCCCUGGAGAGGCCCCUGCGCCAGGAUCCCACCACACUUGCCCUGAACCUCUGGAACAGCAUGAUAGAGCCAGUGGGACAGAAAGAUGAGCCACUCAGCCCAACAGAGAGGAAGCCAGUAAAAUGCCCCUCUCAGGAGAGCCCCUAUCUGUUCACCUACAGAAAUAGCAACUACCAGAACAGGAUGCUACAACCCCAAGGGAAGCUUGAGAUGACAGAAGGAACAGAAAUCAUAUGUCCUGACAAGGACCCCUCCAACACGGUCCCCACCUCAGUUCACAGGCUGAAGCCAGCUGACAUCAAGGUCAUUGGAGCCAUGGGCGACUCUCUGACGGCAGGCAACGGGGCCGGGUCCAAGCCUGGGGACAUCCUUGACGUCUUGACUCAGUACCGAGGCCUGUCCUGGAGUGUCGGCGGAGACGAGAACAUCCGCACCGUGACCACCCUGACCAACAUCCUCCGGGAAUUCAACCCUGCCCUGCAAGGUUUCUCCGUUGGCACCGGGAAGGAAAAUACUCCUAACGCUUUCUUAAACCAGGCGGUGGCAGGAGCUGAAGCGCAGAAUUUAGCAGCACAGGCCAGGAGGCUGGUGGAUCUGAUGAAGAAUGACACGAGGAUACAUUUUCAGGAGGAUUGGAAGAUCAUCACCCUGUUUAUAGGAGGCAAUGAUCUCUGUAGUUUCUGCAAUGACCCGGUCCUAUAUUCUCCCCAGAACUUCACGAACAACAUCAGGAAGGCUCUGGACAUCCUCCAUGCUGAGGUUCCUCGGGCAUUUGUGAACUUGGUAAAGGUGCUUGAGAUUGUCAGCCUGAGGGAGCUGUACAAGGAAAAUAAAGUCAACUGCCCACGGCUGAUCCUCAGGUCUAUGUGUCCCUGUGUCCUAAAGUUUGACGAUAACUCAGCAGAACUGGCCUCCCUCAUCGACCUAAACAAGAAGUAUCAGGAGGGGACUCAACAGCUGAUUGACAGCGGGCGCUACGACACCAGGGAAGACUUCACUGUGGUCGUGCAGCCAUUCCUUGAAAAUGUGGACAUGCCAAAGACCUUGGAGGGCUUGCCUGACAGCUCCUUCUUUGCCCCUGACUGUUUUCACUUCAGCAGCAAGUCUCACGCCCGUGCAGCCAGCGGCCUCUGGAAAAACAUGCUGGAACCAGUUGGCCAGAAGGCGACAAGGCACAAGUUUGAAGACAAGAUUGAUAUCGUGUGUCCAAACCAGGUCUGGCCGUUUCUGAGCACCUACAAGAACAGCGUGCAGGGCCACGGGACCUGGCUUCCAUGCAGGGACCGAACCCCUUCUGCCUCACCCCCCACCUCAGUGCAUGCCCUGAGGCCCGCAGAUAUCCAGGUUGUGGCUGCUCUGGGGGAUUCUCUGACUGCUGGCAAUGGAAUCGGCUCCGAACCAGGUGACCUCCUCGAUGUCACCACACAGUAUCGGGGACUAUCAUAUAGUUCAGGCGGGGAUGGUUCCCUGGAGAACGUGACCACCUUACCUAAUAUCCUCCGGGAGUUUAACGGAAACCUCACAGGCUAUGCAGUGGGCACUGGUGAUGCUAAUGACACAAAUGCAUUCCUCAACCAGGCUGUUCCUGGAGCCAAGACUGAGCAACUUGUGAGCCAAGUCCAGACUCUGGUGCAGAAGAUGAAAGAUGAUCACAGAGUAAAUUUCCACGAAGAUUGGAAGGUCGUCACAGUGCUGAUUGGAGCCAGUGAUCUCUGUGACCACUGCACAGAUUCGAAUUUGUAUUCUGCAGCCAACUUUUUAAAUCAUCUCCGCAAUGCCUUGGACAUCCUACAUAGAGAGGUGCCCAGAGCCCUGGUCAACCUCGUGGACUUCAUGAACCCUAGUGUCAUCCGGCAGGUGUUCCUGGAGAACCCAGAUAAGUGUCCAGUGCAGCAGGCCAGCAUUUUGUGUAACUGCGUUCUGACCCCGCGGGAGGACUCCCAAGAGCUGGCCAAGUUGGAGGCCUUGGCGCGAACAUAUCAGAGCAGCAUGCGCCAGCUGGUGGAGUCAGGCCGCUAUGACACGCGGGAGGACUUCUCUGUGGUGCUCCAGCCCUUCUUCCUCAACAUCCGGCUCCCCGUCCUGCAGAAUGGGCGUCCGGAUACGUCCUUCUUCGCCCCAGAUUGCAUCCACCCAAAUCAGAAAUUCCAUUCCCAGCUCUCCAGAGCCCUUUGGAUCAACAUGCUUGAACCCGUGGGAAGGAAAACGGAUACCCUGGACCUGACAGCAGAUAUGUCCCUGGCCUGCCCUACCCAGGAUGAGCCCUUCCUGAGAACCUACCAGAACAGUAACCACACAUACCCCACCAAGCCAGUCAUUGAGAACUGGGGCAGUGACUUCCUGUGCACCGAGUGGAAUUCUUCCGGUAGAGUUCCCACCUCAGUCCACGAGCUCCGUCCAGCAGACAUCAAGGUGGUGGCUGCCCUGGGUGACUCGCUGACGACGGCGAUGGGAGCCAGACCAAGCAACCCGCUCACGUCCUGGAGGGGCCUCUCCUGGAGUAUUGGAGGAGAUGGGGCCUUGGAGACUCACACCACACUGCCCAACAUUCUGAGGAAGUUCAAUCCCUCCGUCUUUGGAUUCUCCACGGGUACCUGGGAGGAGACAGCAGGAUUAAACGUAGCAGUGGAAGGAGCCAGAGCUCGGGACAUGCCAGCCCAGGCCCGGGACCUGGUGGAGCGGAUGAAGACCAGCCCUGAAAUCAAUCUGAAGAAAGACUGGAAGCUGAUCACACUCUUCAUUGGGGGCAAUGACUUGUGUCAUUACUGUGAAAAUCCGGAGGAGCACUCAACCGAGGAGUACGUUCAGCACAUUCAGCAGGCCCUGGACAUCCUCUAUGACGAGCUUCCAAGGGCUUUCAUCAAUGUGGUGGAGGUCAUGGAGCUGACCAGUCUGUACCAGGGUCAAGACGGGAAGUGCACCAUGCUGCUGGCCGCUCAGAGCAACUGCACUUGCUUCAGACACUCUCAAGACUCCCUGGCGAUGCAAGAACUGAAGAAAGUGAACUGGAACCUCCAGAGUGGCCUCUCCAGGUUCUCCUACUGGCACCGGUACAUGGAGCGCGAGGACUUUGCGGUGGUCGUACAGCCUUUCCUCCAGAACACUCUCAUCCCACCAAACGAGCAGGGUGGCACGGAUCUCACCUUCUUCUCUGAAGACUGUCUCUACUUCUCAGAACGCAGCCACGCGGAGAUGGCCAUUGCUCUCUGGAACAACAUGCUGGAACCAGUAGGCCAAAAGACAACCUCCAACAACUUCACCCACAGCAGAACCAAACUCAAGUGCCCCUCCUCAGACAACCCUUACCUCUACACCCUUUGGAAUAGUGGGCUUCUCCCAGACCAGGCUGAAGAAGCCCCCAGGUUUCUCUACUGGGCUGUACCAGCGGCGGCAGUCCUGGGCAUGCUAGUCGGAGCCCUGGCGAUGAUGUUGUGGAGAGGCAGAAGAUGUCACCAGAGGGCAGAUCCUCCAAUGAGCAUGGAUGCCUCCAGAUUCUAGGCCCCCACAAGCGGAUGCUCAUCCCAAUUCCAUAGCCACACUCCGCCGCAGCAGUCCACCCACCACAGACGGACUUGCUUCAUCACCCGGUAGCAGAGAAGCCAAAGGCACCAUGGUGACUUCUUGGGGCCUGGGCUUCUUCCAGGCCUGUGCUCUUGGAGUUGGCACAUCUCA
This is a messenger RNA of Sciurus carolinensis (gray squirrel), 4786 nucleotides long. RefSeq names its product phospholipase B1 (gene Plb1). The record is from RefSeq and is a predicted model, not a curated record. Gene Ontology annotation, biological process: phospholipid metabolic process. The transcript is spliced from 59 exons. Lineage: Eukaryota; Metazoa; Chordata; Mammalia; Rodentia; Sciuridae. Gene Ontology annotation, cellular component: brush border membrane. Gene Ontology annotation, molecular function: A2-type glycerophospholipase activity; phosphatidylcholine lysophospholipase A1 activity; retinyl-palmitate esterase activity. The coding region runs from base 239 to 4612 and encodes 1457 amino acids.